AUGGCAGCGCGCCUCUUACUCGGGAGGAUCCAGUCGGCCGGCCGUCUUUCCGGCGCCCACCGUGGCCCGCGGCUGCUCCGAUGUCCUCUUCCACCGGUGGGGGAUCGAUCGGUCUGCAGCAACGCGUACGGGCGGGAAAUCAAGACAGACACCAGGAUCACGGAACAUGAGCCGCAUCUCUACAGAUUUUCAGACCCCCAGGUUGCUCAUGAGCACCAACAGUUCGUUCAGUUCCUCGACAGGAUGCUGGACGCGAUAAGGAAUCCCCAAAGUCUUGCACAGAUGCAGCGCCGGAGGCUUGCCAGUGGGCUGAAAGUUUUGGAUGAUGACAUAUGA
Molecule: messenger RNA, 336 nt
Organism: Miscanthus lutarioriparius
Lineage: Eukaryota; Viridiplantae; Streptophyta; Magnoliopsida; Poales; Poaceae
Source: the annotation of a GenBank genome assembly